AUGGAUUCUAUGCGAAGCCUCAACACCUCCCUGCCUGGCGCCUCGGCGGCGAGGCAGACGACACAAAAUGACUCCCCCGAGCAACUCCUCGACGCCUUCAAGGCCGCUGCGCUCUCGGUGACGAAACUUUACAAGACCUCGGCGGCCGCACAGUCCAAGGCCCGCAUGGACGGGUACCAGGACUGCCUCGACGACCUGCUGGCGUUCCUUGACAAGGAGAAAAUUGGCUUGGGCGACGGCGAUGGCUGGAGGGUCCGGAGCUGGGCAACCGAACGGCUGGACGGACGGGAAAGCUCUCAAAACGCCGAAAGCGACGACGAGGCGGAAAAGGCAGAAACUGCAUCGUCCCCAGAGCUCAACAGGACAAGCAGCGGCACUCAGCUGUCGGCACUGCGAGGCGAAAGCCAAAUGAGGACGGACUCGGCACCCUCUAGCAUCCCUCAGGCUGUGGAAGAAGAGGAGGAACCCGAACCCAUAUCGAUUACGGUACCGACGGCGGAUUCUUUUACCUUUCAAUCAUCGCACCCUUGGCCGCCUCAGCAACCUCAGCAAGACGCUUAUCUCAACCUCGCGAACUUGGACCUGUCAGAUUCUCGAACACACGACACAACAUCGACAAACGCGAACCCCGGAGGCCGCACAACAAGACCACGGCACCCGGCAAAUAUCCCUCGCUCGGCAUCAAGGCAAGGAAACAAUCUUGGCCGUGGUGCCGGGUCGAAGCGUAAAAUCAACUUUGCCGAAAUUUUCGACCUCAGUAGCCUGGAUAAGAACAUGUUUGGCGGCGGACCGAAGCGCAGCCGGCACACAUAA
Molecule: messenger RNA, 813 nt
Organism: Colletotrichum spaethianum
Lineage: Eukaryota; Fungi; Ascomycota; Sordariomycetes; Glomerellales; Glomerellaceae
Exons: 1
Coding region: 1-813 (270 amino acids)
Source: RefSeq, a predicted model, not a curated record